Hippocampus comes (tiger tail seahorse) is the source of this 4449-nucleotide messenger RNA. RefSeq names its product ERBB receptor feedback inhibitor 1a (gene errfi1a). The record is from RefSeq and is a predicted model, not a curated record. The transcript has 5 exons. Bases 207 to 1163 code for a protein of 318 amino acids. Gene Ontology annotation, biological process: regulation of keratinocyte differentiation; negative regulation of epidermal growth factor receptor signaling pathway. NCBI's taxonomy places the organism in Eukaryota, Metazoa, Chordata, Actinopteri, Syngnathiformes, Syngnathidae.
AUAAAAUAAAAGGGCGUGUGCGCCUUUAAGGGUGAGCGUGCGACAGUGGGGAGGGCCAGGGCGUCUCUUGACUGGAGCUGCUGCCUGACAGCCUAUAAGACGUCAGCUCGUUCCCAUUCAACACUUUAUCCAAAAGUGUCACAAUCUGUAAGGGUGGAGGGGAGGGGGGGAGCGUCAGCCAUUCGUAGUCGUCUACUGGUUCCCCGAUGUUAACUCCAAAUUAUCGGUACAAAAGUGGCAGCCAGCCGGGCCGACGAUCCGAGAGUUUCCUGGCUUUGAUGCGACCCGAGUGUGCCUGGAGCAUGUCCACAGUGGGCCUGACUGCCCAGGAGACAUCUUUUCCCGUAGAACACCCCUUCCUGCGGGGCAGCUACUGUCACAGCAUGGCUGGAUCAAAGUCAUCGUGGAGCUAUACCCACGACCUGGACAACUUCUACUUCACAAUGAAAUCGGAACACACAGAUCACAGCUCUCAUGGCCAGCACAAGAGUCCGCCAUCGCUAAGUUACGAAAGUAAGAGUCGUCCUUUGUCAACUGCAUCCUUUCCGCUCUCUGUCAGACAAAUGCGUCUUCGCUUUUAUUCUGUCAUUGGCUCACCGUACUUGUUUUUUGGAACGUUGCCCAUAUUGAAAUUGACUGAGUACAACAAUAGGUACAACUGUAUGACUGUACCAGAUGAGGACACAGAGGCAGGACAGACGGGGAAAUAUUGCCUCGUGGCCAUUGGAAGACUGCAGAUUCACGUUGUGCUCUUUCUGGCAGAUACCCGCCGCUGGUCAGCAGAGGUGUCGUACAGCGAUGAGGACAAGCCCCCAAAGCUGCCUCCGAGAGACCCCUUGUCCUUGGGCACCUCCCGCACUCCUAGCCCCAAGAGCCUCCCGACAUACAUCAACGGCGUGAUGCCCACCACCCAAAGCUUUGCACCGGACCCUAAAUAUGUCAGUCGGGGUUUACAGAGACAGAACAGCGAGGGAUCGCCGUGCAUCCUGCCUAUCGUGGACAAAGAGGGGAAAAAGGCCAGUAGUACACAUUACUACCUUCUGCCUCACCGACCCACUUUUGUGGACUCCAAGUCCGUGGAAAAAUUCCUACAGACCUUGGACAGCCCGGACUCGGAAUGGGACUGCCACACCAGGCGGAAAGCGCCCGUGGAUCUAGUUUAAGGAUCCUCGCCACCCUCCAAACUGCUGCUUUUUAGUUUUGAGCCCGUUAGGCAUUGAAGGACACAGGGUACGAGUGCACUGUAUCCAGUUACUGCUGACGCGGCUCACCACAGGGUUGCGUUCAACAACUUUGAAAGAUUCUACAGUCCGGAAGGUGCAAGCGGGUCUUGAACCACCUCACUCUCAGUGUUUUGCGUCCGGAUGGUUGACUGUGAUGGGUUGGGGCUUUUUUUUGUUUUUUUAAAUGCUGCUUUUUAUCUCAACCGGGACAAAAGGUCAGUAAUGUAACCACGUGACACUUACUAGGGAUGGGCAUACUAAUCGAUUUCUCGCUCAUGAGGUAAAAUGAAUCACGUCUCGAAGCAAGUGAGGCAAAAAUAGAAUGCGCUACUUUCGCUGGCUGAAGAAAUUGAGCAUGAGCUACUCCAAACAUAAGGAAAUUAAAAAAAAAAUGUAUUGCACAGAAAUAAAAAUUGAAUGAAUAAUUUAGGUUCAAACAAACAGCAAUAACAAAAUAAUAUAUUCCUACUUAACAGUUUAAUACAACUGAAGAGUACUUGUUCAUGUUCUGUACUGAAUUAAAAAAAAAAAGUUUAAGCCACUGUAACUUCAUGCACUGUUUGAAUAUUUAAUUCAGUGAUUUGGACAAAGGAUGGAUGGAUGGAAUUAUUUAUAUACCACUAAGGGAAGUCUGCGAAAUUACUGUGCUACACAAUAUGACACUAGCAUAGAAACAGGAGUUCAGCACAUUCAUUUAUUUGUGGUGGGGAAAAAAAGGUACAUUUUCCCCCAUUGUUGAUCAAUAAAAUUCAGCCCAUCCCUAAAAUCAGUUAUUUUAGGGUCAAAUGAAGGAUUUUAGCACACGAGUAUCUACUGUAUGUUUGGGUAUGAUUAUCAUCAUAUAUAUAUUUCUUUUUUGUUUCUGUUGAUGUUUUGUUUUUGUUGUUUUUCCCAACUUGCUUGUAGCUUCGCAUGAAAGUCAAGUGCAGCUUAUGUAGCCUCAAAAACAGCCAUAUCACAUCCGUAACAGAACUCUUCCAGGUUCAUCUGCCACCUUUGCUUUGUUUUUUUUGUUUUUUUUGGGGGGGGGGGGUUGUUUUUGUUUUGUUUUUUUCAUGUGCAACCCAGCUAACGUGGGUUAUCUGGCCAUAACUGCGCUUUCACAUAAAAAAAUGGUUGUUGAAUGAGAGUGUCAGACGUUAAAACUCAGCACCACCUUGUCCCACCAUUCAGGCGUAAAUCAUUUACAGUGGCUAUAAAAAGUCUACACACCCCUGUUCAAGUGCUAAAUUUUUGUCCAAAAAAAAAAAAAAAAAUUCAAAGCUGUGGCUACUGGCAACGCAAUUGAAAAGAAGAUUUUUUUUUUUAGAGAGGAGAGGUAAAAAAUAAACUGAAAUGUAUUUGCACAAGUGUGCACACCCUCUUAUAACUGGAGAUGUGGCUGUGGUAAAAAUGAUCUCCCACCUUUUUGAAGUGCCUCGAGUAGAAGCCUGAACAUUUUUGUGCUCACACUGACCGCUGAUUGAAACUGUUUAUCACCACCUACACCUCGAUUAAGGCCCCAGUUCCAUCCAAAGAAAUGAUUUAUCUUGGUCUCAUUUAAAAAUUACAUUUGAAUUGGGUGUGUAGACUUUUAAUAUGCACUCCACAUUGGCCCCUUUAUGGUUCUGAUACUACCUCCAAAAGGCAAAAAAUUGUCCAAGUUGACUCCAACCACCCAUUCCAUGGGCAGAAAACCCCCGGCACGUACAGCCAGUGUCCGUCAUCCCGAGUGUCGUUUCCGUGGGUGUUUUUUCCACGAUCAUAUUUGUUACUGCGUUUUUUUUUUUUUGUUUGUUUUUUUGUUCGUUUUUUUUGCAUUUGGAGGUUGCACAGAGAGCGUCGCCUUGAAGCUGGACAUACACUGUAAAAUAAAGGCACAUGCAACGCAGUUACGAGAAGCACAUUGUUAGCGUUGUUUUUAGCAUUAGCAUUCCUUGCCCACCUAUGGCGGAAAAUGCCUUUUCUUGAUUUGUUUUAACGGUCGGCAACAGUUUGAAAGCCACUGACAAACGCCCGCAGGGCUUAAGUGGUACAAAUGAACCCUUUCAAUUGUUUACUUUGACGUUCUAUCGCGGGCACUUAACUCAGUGUGAAAGAUGCAAUUUCAAAUUAACGUUUUGUAUAGUGUAUGCCCAGCUUUAGUGAAUGUAUUCUUACUGAAAUUCAUUUUUUUUAUAUUUAGCUGUCAAGCUGUGAGUCAUUGUUUGGAACACAUUUGCUACCUCCCUCGAUACGAAUCCUCCAUUUCACAUUGUCCGCUUUUUGGGGGGAUGAUCUUAUCUUUUUUUUUUUUUUUUAAAGGAGUAUUAGGGCCACACGGAAAAUACAUUUAAUUUAGGAGUUAAAAGUAGUAAUCUUACAAAUAAAUUCAUAUUUAGUUCACAUAAAGUUGAAUACUGUGAGGAUAAAGAAGCGGUGGGCAACUCCAGUCUUUGACUCUGCAUGUUUUAGGUGUUUUCCUCUUCCAACACACCAAAUCAAAUGAUCAGCAAGCUCUUCAGGAGCCUGAUAACGAUCCUGAUCCUAUGAAUCAGGUGUGUAGGAGGAGGGAAACAUCUAAAACAUGCAUGAUAGUGGCUCUUGAGGACCGGUGUUGCCCAACCCUGGAAUAAAGUGAUUUUUUAAAAUGUAGGAAUAUCAAUGAUACAAUCAUUUACUAAUUAUAGCUGUUUUUCCUUCACAAAGGACUCCGUGCCAGUAAUGUGAUUCCCCCUCCACCCAUUUUUAUUUUAUUUAUUUUCUCAGAAAUAUACGGCCUUUAUUCUCGUAAUACUUUUUUUUUAACUUUUUUAAAACUUCCCCCGAAAAGAAUUUUCAUCUUAAACACCCCCCCAAAACUUUUCACAAAUAUUUUUGUUUUAUAGCUCCCCCCAAAAAACCUUUAUUCUCAAAAUACAGUGUGAUCAUUUUUUUCUUGAUAUCCAAAAAACAGAACUGUUCUUCUCGUAGUACUCUAUUGUCAUGUUGUUUUUCCCCAUUCCAUUGUCACCCUAAUACUCCUUGAUAAACCAAAACAACGACAGAUGUAUGAGGUUCAUUGUGUGCUGUGAGCGAAGUGAGGAUGACCUCUGUGAAAAUGGAGAUGGUCUGACUUCAACAAUUGAGCAAGAGGAUGAGUGUUUAGGGUUUACCUUCAGCGCGUGGACAGUCUUUCCAGUUCUGCUCAUGCAUUCCUGCCUGACAUGAUUGCAGUGGGUGUGGCCUGAGAGACUUUGGCUGCUGGCGGCCGAAAUAGAGAGAGAGA